Molecule: messenger RNA, 813 nt
Organism: Rotaria sp. Silwood2
Lineage: Eukaryota; Metazoa; Rotifera; Eurotatoria; Philodinida; Philodinidae
Source: the annotation of a GenBank genome assembly
AUGGGUAUCUACGUGGAUGAUGAUCAAACUAUUUACAUUGCUGACGCCAAUUAUCACCGUAUUGUGAAAUGGAAGUGUAAUACAACGAAUGUUCAAGUAGUAGCUGGUGGCAACGGACAAGGAAAUCGAGUUGAUCAGUUGAAUCAUCCAACGGAUGUGAUUGUUGAUAAAGAAACAGACAGUCUCAUCAUCUGCGAUGAAAAAAACCGACGAGUGAUGCGAUGGUCUCGUCAGGAUCGAAUAAGUGGAGAAAUUAUGAUCGACAACAUCGAUUGUUUCGGUCUCACGAUGGACGAUCAGAGAUUUCUCUACGUCUCUGAUCAGAGAAAACAUGAAGUGAGACGAUAUCGAAUGGGCGAGACAAAUGGAAUAGUGGUGGCAGGUGGUAAUAAAAAAGGUGAUCGUCUCGAUCAACUCUACAAUCCCACUUUCAUCUUUGUCGAUCGAGAUUAUUCUGUUUACGUCUCGGAUUGGAAUAAUAAUCGUGUGAUGAAGUGGGAGAAAGAUGCGAAAGAAGGAAUUAUUGUGGCUGGCGGUAAAGGUGAAGGAAAUGCUCCGCAUCAAUUGUCAUCUCCCAGAGGAGUGUUCGUCGAUGCAUUUGGCACAGUCUAUGUAGCAGAUUGGGGCAACGAUCGAGUGAUGCGUUGGUAUAAAGGAGCGACACAGGGAAAUGUAAUUGUUGGUGGAAAUGGUUCGGAAAAAGAAGCAAACCAGUUGAACUGCCCCAUAGAUUUGUCAUUCGAUCAACAUGGAAAUCUGUAUGUUGUUGACUAUUACAAUCGGCGAGUUCAACGAUUCUCGAUUGAACAAUGA